Sceloporus undulatus (fence lizard) is the source of this 1287-nucleotide messenger RNA. RefSeq names its product leucine-rich repeat extensin-like protein 3. The transcript is spliced from 2 exons. The coding region runs from base 95 to 586 and encodes 163 amino acids. Lineage: Eukaryota; Metazoa; Chordata; Lepidosauria; Squamata; Phrynosomatidae. The record is from RefSeq and is a predicted model, not a curated record.
UUUCUCCAGCUCCUCGCCGCCGCCGCCGCCGCCUUAGUAGUAGCAGCAGAGGAUAGUAGUAGUUGGGGGAAGGGAGUCCCUGGCGGGCGGGCGGAUGGACGGAGGGGCUGCGGGCGGGAGAGCUGGCCCCUUCCCUUCCUCCCCUCCCCUCCCCCCUCCUCCUCCUCCCCCUCCUUCCCGGCCAGGGCCUAAGCCUACCUCCCGCGCACUGGAGCCCGCCCUGCCUCCUUUCCCUCCUCCUCCUCCUCCUCCUGCUCCCUCUCCCGCUGCCCCUGCCCCUCUCUCCUUCUUCUUCUCCUCCCUCCCUCCCUUCCUCCCUCCUCCUUCUCCUCCUCCCCCUGGCUCUGCUCCUCCCGCUCGCAGCCACAGCCGCUCCAGCCACGCUCCCGAGCAGACACGGCGCCAGGAGGAAGAGGAGAAGGACCCUUUCCCGCCCCGUACGCACCGGUCAUGGCGGGUGUGCCAGCGGGAAGGAGACAGGCCUCGUCUGCCGACGCCGACGCCGCCGCCUCAGAGAGCAAAGAGGAAGGAAGCGAAGCGCGCUCUCGCCGCCUGCCUGCCUGGCUGGCUGGCUGCCUGGUCCUGAAUGCGCAAUGCUGGUGUUAACUAAGCAAGAUAAUGUCAAAAAAGUUAAACUGCAGUUGCCACUGAGUGUCCAGAAUCAACAUCCUCUCUCAACAUACAACAGAGUGGAAUCUGUGUAUUAUCUUCCAAAAGUAACAAAGACGCUACUCACAAAACCAGUGCAAUUCAUAAGAACUGAUGUGGGGAGGUGGGUACAGAUGGCUGGCACAACACUUCAGAUUCAGUGAGCUUUGAAAACUGACCUGAACAGUUCAUUUGGAAGAGCUAGAUGAGGCAUGGUACUGAGGUGAGUAUAAUUGGUCCCUGGGCUAGUUAGCAUCCAGCCUGCAAGCUCAAGUACAACAGCAUGGAGUUGCAUAGGGUAGAAAAUGAAAUUUAAAAAGAUGAUGCUGGUAAAGGUAGAGGGCAGGAGAAAGACAGGAAGACCAGAUGGAUAGACUUAAUCUGGGAGACCAAGGGCCUACUGGACCUGAGCAGAGAGACAGGGGAUAGAGGGGCUUGGAAAUGUUUCAUUCACAGUCACCAUGAGUCAAGGUCGACUGGAAGGCAGCUAGCAAACAAGAAAAUGAAAUACCGCAAAAAGUCCUUCCUAAGACUGUAUAAUUGUGCAACAGAUGUCAAAAUUGAGGGAUCCAUAGCAUAAGGGAUCAAAUUAUACCAGGAGCUGCCAGUAGCAACUGGUGGAUCUCAGUAGAGCAGUGA